Molecule: messenger RNA, 1416 nt
Organism: Plasmopara halstedii
Lineage: Eukaryota; Oomycota; Peronosporomycetes; Peronosporales; Peronosporaceae
Exons: 1
Coding region: 539-838 (99 amino acids)
Source: RefSeq, a predicted model, not a curated record
AAAACAGGCCGAAUCAGAAUGAAAAAAUAUCUCGAAUAUCAAGAAGUUUGACAAUCGAUAAAAGUCACUUGACCGUUGUCUUUACCGUCUAUUGUCAAAAACGUGGCUACAGUAAAGCGGCUUUAGCUCCUAUGGCAUAUCAAGUGUAUGACUUGGUGCAUCCUCAGUUUGAAAUUUCAAGUGAUUUCGUAUCAACUUUUUGAGCACCUUCAUCACGUGUCCGCUGUGCAAGUUUGCGUUUUGUCGAUGUUUUCAACUCGUGAAUUUUUGAGAGGCGCAGAAUUUUAAUUGUGGUCAUUCUUUCAUGUUUCCAUACAAUGAGCAAAGCGGGAAGCGUUUGAAGCACAAGCAAUAUAGCAAUUGCAAAUUCAAGUCUGUGCUCGUGCUACUAUCACAUUUUUCGAACGCGAAAAUGGAAGGUCAAGGCAAGAUUUGAAGUUUAUGAUCGAAUAGCACUCACUACAAACGCUCGGGUGAUCUACUGUGGUUGGUUGGUAUCGGUGACAAACAGGUCUCAGGUUUAUACGACGACAAAUCAAUGAAAAAUGGCAAGAGAUUAAACCAUACAAGUCAUAGAAAACAUCAGAGCUGGAAAGAAAAAGCAAUAAAUAUAAUAAGUGUGAUUUUAUGCCCCACAAACAACACAUGGGAAGUGAUUUUGAAUCACUAUGCCGUUGUAGUGUCGAGAAAACGAAUCGCUAUUCCGUGCAAAACUACUAAUUUUCUUUGGCAAUCUCGUGAUCGAGAUCAAAACUUUCUUGAAGCAGCGUUGCUGGCUGGUCCUGUGUGUGAGUCGUGGGUGAAUAUUAUCGUCAACCAACAAGUUAGUGAAAGUUGACUAGGACAAUGCCAGUAGGGUGAGUUCGGCUACAAAGCAUAAAAUUAUCACGGAGGCACAUUAUGAAGGCUAGAGGUGAGUUUUUGACCUAUUCUGGUCGCUAUUUUGCUGUAAGUCUCCGAGUCAUCAGACCCAGACUGCUCAAAAUGUUAUUAGAGAGGCAAAUCAGGAUUCGCUUGCAUCUUCAUCUUCAUAUCGUCAUCGUCGGAUUGAUUAUCGCGAGCACGAUUACAAGUUUUCGUUAAACAAGUUCAGGAUUAAUGGUGUUCGGAUGCUUGGUUGACAUAUUCUGAGGACUCAAGCGCGACUCAGCUAGCGCUCGUUGCUGUAUCAUUAUGCUACUUUCCGUCCACAUGUUCUGUAUUGCUAUCAUGUUGAGUUUACGAGGCACCAGCCGAGCUUUUUCUGUGAGCUGCUGUUCAGCACAUACUGUCCUCUUUCCAUCCUCUCUGCUUGUUAAAUCCUAAAUUUUGCGCCGUAGCGUCAACUGUCAAUAACACUUUUUUGCUUGAUGUGGUUCUGUUCUUUUUGAUUAUACAGUGUCAUUGGCAUUUGAGAUAGCUUGGCAUUCCUUUUUG